GAAGGGGCAACUGAGACCACGUGAUCAAAAGUUACUAAACUUCUGCGUGUCUGUUUGUAUUUUCAGACGAAUGCUGCUUUAAAACAAAAUAUCACGGGCAACUUUCGCAGCGUAAAGGGGAAUUUGAACACAGCUACCAUGCCACCUCCACCAGCUUCAAACCUGGGAUAUACCCCUCCUGAUGGUGGAUGGGGAUGGGCAGUUGUAUUCGGCGCUUUCAUUUCCAUAGGAUUUUCCUAUGCUUUCCCUAAAGCUUUAACUAUCUACUUCAAAGAAAUCCAGGAGUACUUUUCCAUCUCCUACAGUGAAAUAGCCUGGCUAUCUUCUAUAAUGUUGGCAGCUAUGUAUGGUGGAGGCCCUGUUAGCAGUAUACUUGUAAACCGCUAUGGCAGCAGGCCGGUGGUCAUCGCUGGAGGAAUCAUGUGUGCAGUUGCAAUGGUAUCUGCCUCUUUUGGCACAAAUGUCAUUCACUUGUAUAUCUGCACUGGACUCAUUGGAGGAUUUGGCCUUGCCUUCAAUCUCCAGCCAUCUCUGACAAUUAUUGGGAAAUACUUUUUGAAAAGAAGACCAAUAGCUAAUGGCCUCGCCAUGGCAGGAAGCCCAGUGUUCCUUUGUGCCCUGGCCCCCCUAAAUCAAUUCCUGUUUGACACUUUUGGCUGGAGAGGCAGCUUCUUCAUUCUGGGUGCCAUGUUGUUAAACUGUUGCGUGGCUGGUGCUCUCUUUAGGCCUAUUGGAGCACCACCUAAACAAAUCCAGAAACAGACGGAUAAAGAGCUUAACGUGCCCAGCAAAGACGACAUCACCAAAGGAGGCACAGCUGAAAAAGUUAAUUCCCAAGUUGUAAGCUUGGUGGCUGGGAAGGACCAGCAAGAAAAGCAGGACUGCUGUCAGAAGAUCAAUAAGUUUAUAGAUCUUUCACUUUUCAAACACAGGGGCUUCCUCAUCUACCUUGUAGGAAACAUCAUCAUGUUCUUUGGUUUCUUCGCACCCAUUGUUUUCUUGGCACCUUAUGCCAAGCACCUUGGAAUCGAUGAAUACUCAGCUGCAUUCCUGCUCUCCAUUCUCGCCAUUGUUGACAUGAUUGCCAGACCUGGCACUGGCUUGAUUGCUAACACCAAAUGGAUAAGGCCAAGGAUUCAGUAUUUUUUCAGUUUUUCAGUUGCAUUUAAUGGCGUCUGUCACCUUCUUUGCCCUUUGGCAACAGGGUAUUCAGGACUGGUUGUAUACGCAGUAUUCUUUGGUUUGGCGUUUGGCAUGGUCUGUGCCUUGCUAUUUGAGACUCUUAUGGACCUUGUGGGAGCACAACGCUUCUCCAGUGCUGUUGGACUUGUGACCAUCAUUGAGUGCUGCCCUGUUCUUCUAGGACCCCCACUUGGAGGUGCCCUUGUGGAUGCUUUUGAUGACUACAAGUACAUGUACUAUGUGUGUGGAGCUGUUAUGCUGUUUGCUGGCCUUUUUCUUUUUAUUAUGAACUUUUAUAACUACAGGAUGUUGGAAAAGGAGGAGAAGCAAAGGCAAUACAAAGAGGUGGAGAUGAAGAAUGCAGAAGACUUGCCGAAAGCUGAAGAAGGCAAUAUUAAGGACAAAGAUGAUGAGGAAAAUGGAAAACCUUCCAUUGAGGAGGUAGAUAUCGAGAAACAUGAAACAAUAUUGAGCCAAACCUAAAAUAAGAGGGACACGCUUAAGUAUUGGAAGCAAUACAACACUGCCUUAAACCAAAUGUUUUGGGCAACCGUUGACUGUAGAUGUAUCUUCUAACAAUAAGACCAAUAUGAUAAACCACCUUUCAGAGGCCUUAAUGGCACAGCAAGUUACCGUUGAUUUUGUACUGCAUCCUAGAGAUAUGUCUGUAAAAAUAUGAAUUUGGGCAAAACAAAUACAGAUUGUGUCUGGUACACACAAAUACCUAAGGUGCAAAAGAUUAUUAGAAAAAAAAAGGUAAUUAAAGAAAAAUAAACAACAAUAAAACAAGUGGUUUUAGUUUAAAAAAAAAAAAAAAAACUACAGCAAUACAUGAUCGAAAGAGCAUGCCACAUGCAGGCAUGUUAACACUUUUAAUAAACAGUAAAAAUGCCUCUAGCCCCUUUCACUCUGGUACUCCUACCUGGGUCCUGGCUACCCUGGUCACAAUCCCGCAUAGUGUGGAACCACGUACCUGGGUCGUUCCUGAAUUAACCCGUGUCCCAGCGACCCAUUUCAAGAUGUGGGUUGACAGCUGUGACCCGGGUUGAGAUAGACAAAAUGCAUGACGGCCGAUGAAAUAACAAACAGCCAAACCUGCGUGAAGGUUUCACUUCUGCAAGGAAUGUUUUUGUUUAUUCUGUUUAGCCAUAUUUUUGUUGCCUGAAACACACCAUGAGCCAGAUCGCAGCAGGGAUAAAGAAUAAUUUGCUCUAAUCAAAAUUUGGGCCGACGGUUCAAUCCAGAGAAGCUUGGAUGGAAGUGUCUGUAACAAACUGCUUCCGGGGCACUGAUACACGCAUUGUGUACUUGCGUCUGUCACCCAGGUCAACCCUGCUUUUAUCAAAAGCAGUCUGAAAUCGCGUAGGUUCCGACCCGGGUAGAGUAUGCCAGUGUGAAAGGGGCUUAAGGUUUUACUAUGGGGAUUCAUCAGAUUGGUCACAAUAGAAAGUGCCUUUUAUGGCAAAAUCAUGUAACCCAGGUGCCCAAAGGAAUUUGUUAGUGGUAAUACUUAAAAGGAUUACUUAUCUUAAAUUUUAAGAUUUAAAGGAUUUUAGAUCUGUUUUAUUUAAGAUUUCUAAAUUUUAGUAUUUUUUAGGUAUUGUUGAGGGUAUUUUCUUGUUGCGACUUUGCAAAUUAUAAAACUAUGUACAAAUUUGUCAGAUUUCACAACCAUUUUUAUUUUAUUAAACUGUUGCCUCAAUAGUCAACUUCUAACUUUUGUCUGUUUAACUAAACCAAUAAUGUUAAUAGGAGGCAGUACAGUACAGAAUUCAAAUUAGAGAUUGCAUUGACUGGGCUUACUGCUACAAAACCUGUUUCCUGGCAGGUUCCAGCCUGAGGCCCAACUGUACUUCAUAGCAUUGGGAUGAUCCAAAUAGAAGGUAUGGCUCCUAAUGAUGAGUAUCUGCAGGUGUACCUUGGUGAUGCAUGAAUUCCACAUGCUGUUACAGUGCAGACCUGAUGGGUAUCAAAGAUCCGUUUGUUAGGGUAGUGGUCACUGGUAAAGAUUUCAUCAACAUUCUAUUUUGAAAAGUUGUCUGUUGGAAAUCUGGUCAACAAUAUGAAUAUAGUGUGAAAUAAAUGUGUUUUCCCCCUUUUGAUGAAGUGUUCAUACAAGUAAAAACCAGAGUUUCAUGUUUCAUUCUAGCAAAGAAUAAUACAUUGUAAGUUAAAUCAUGGUUUAUACUGUGUGCACUAUAUUAUCAAUUAAAUAUAAGCUGUGCUCUUGU
Acipenser ruthenus (sterlet) is the source of this 3413-nucleotide messenger RNA. RefSeq names its product monocarboxylate transporter 2-like. The transcript has 5 exons. Bases 139 to 1665 code for a protein of 508 amino acids. Gene Ontology annotation, biological process: monocarboxylic acid transport; transmembrane transport. Gene Ontology annotation, molecular function: monocarboxylic acid transmembrane transporter activity. NCBI's taxonomy places the organism in Eukaryota, Metazoa, Chordata, Actinopteri, Acipenseriformes, Acipenseridae. Gene Ontology annotation, cellular component: membrane. The record is from RefSeq and is a predicted model, not a curated record.